AUGGGCAAAUCCAAAACCCCCAGAAAAGCCCCCAACAACGCCUCGCAGGGGAGUCAGCGCACGAUAUCCAGCUUCUUUGCCCCGACGCAAUCCCCAGUAAAGGCCGGCGCCGACAAUUCACAUCCUACACCUACGAUAGGGAAGGCAAAGCCUAGCGAGGAGAAGGAGAAUGAGACCGCCGACCAAGAGGAGAACGAGAGAGAACUGGACUCCCCACCACUGACUCGCAGGAGGACAACCCGGAAACGAGUUCUCGAGGACGUCGAAGAUGCGGAGCAAGCGACGGAUGACGAUGACUACUACAGCAAGCCAGGGACUACCAGUAUUGCAACGAAGAAACUGAGAAGGAGCCCUCAACCGGCGGCAAAUCUAGAGCCAGAGGGGAAGAACCAGGAGACAAGAGAAAAGGCGCCAAACUUCUUAGCCCCGGCAGUGGCAUUCCAAACGAAGAAGGUGGCAGAUGCGGGAAAAACGCUCAAGUAUCUCUACAACCCUUUCGCGGAUGCCACAGACCUAGAUGGUGAACCUGUUGAUCCGACAACAAAGAGGAGGAGGGAGAAACUGCAUGAGAGAUUCGUACAGAAACUGGGGAAGCCGGGCUCUAUACUCGACACUUCUGGGGUAGAGGUGGAGGGAGAAGCGCCAGAGCAUGAUGCCGAGGAGCCAGAGGAUGAUGAACCAGGGCCGAUUGCUAAGAGAUUUGGGGGGGGCACAAAAGGGAAAGCUCCACCCAAGGGCGGCAAAAAGCUUACCCCGCUGGAACGACAGGUGGUCGAUAUCAAGAGGAAAAAUCCCGACACACUGCUGGUGGUCGAGGUGGGGUAUAAGUUCAGGUUUUUUGGUGAGGAUGCGAGGAUUGCGAGCCAGGUUUUGAGCAUAAUGUGUAUUCCGGGUAAGAUGCGAUUCGACGAGCACUUAUCAGAAGCACAUCUCGACAAAUUUGCCUCAGCCAGUAUCCCUACCCACCGUCUUCACGUCCAUGUAAAACGGCUGGUGACUGCUGGCCAUAAGGUUGGAGUGGUUCGUCAGGUGGAAACGGCAGCUCUCAAGGCGGCAGGAGAUAAUAGGAACGCGCCAUUUGAGAGAAAGUUGACCAACCUAUAUACUAAAGGCACAUACAUUGACGAUGUGGACGGGUUGGACGGCGAUCUGGCCGCAGGGGCCGGAAGUGGGGGAGCUGCGGGCACCGGGUUUAUGCUCUGUAUUACCGAGAAGCCCGGAGGCGGCACAGGCACGGAUGAGAGGGCGCACGUAGGGAUUGUCGCUGUGCAGCCCGCGACAGGGGACGUGAUAUAUGAUGAAUUCGAUGAUGGUUUUAUGAGAAGUGAAAUCGAGACCAGAUUAUUACAUAGUGAGAUACACACAAUAAUCCUAGGAGCCAAGUAUUAGAAUUGACCCAUUUUCGUUAGUCGCGCCUUGCGAAUUCCUUAUCGUUGGAGAAUUGACAAAAGCUACGGAAAAAUUGGUUUCUCAUCUAGCAGGUAGCACGUAAGUUCCCCAAUAUACGAGUGCUUCAUGCGAGCUUUGCGGGCUAACAUCAAGGCAGGACUACUGUUUUUGGAGACCAGAUACGUAUAGAGCGUGUGGAGCACAAGAGGGAUGCGAAAAUCUUAGCUCCAAGUCAUGUCACCAAAUUCUAUGCGGAUAAGCUUAAAUCAGCCGAUUCGCCAGAUGCCGCAGAGUCAAACAGUUUGUGACCCUUGUACGGCCUCAAUUGAAUAGAGAUAUGUACUGACUGCUGAGCAGGACUUCUAGAGCUUGUCAUGAAUCUACCAGAUCUUGUGACCAUCUGCCUCUCGGCGCUCAUAACCCAUCUCUCUAGCUAUGGGCUCGAACACAUCUUUGACCUUACAAAAUACUUCAAAUCCUUCAGCGCGAGGUCCCACAUGUUACUCAAUGGCAACACUUUAUCAAGUCUCGAGAUCUACCGCAAUCAGACUGAUUUUUCAACUAAGGGAAGCUUGUUCUGGACUUUGGAUCGGACAAAGACAAAAUUCGGGAAGAGGCAGCUCCGGAAGUGGGUCGGAAGGCCUUUGUUGCAUAAAGAGCGUCUAGAAGAAAGGAUAGAGGCUGUUGAAGAGAUCAAGAACGGGGAGAGUCCAAAGUUAGAGCCAUUGAAGGAUUUGCUCUCAAAAAUAUCCUAUGACCUAGAAAAAGGCCUCAUCCGGAUAUACUACGGAAAGGUCUGCCUCUUGCCUCAAAUGAUAUUGUGCUUGUCUAAACCCCUUGGAUAGUGCUCUCGCCCAGAACUUCUAUCGAUUCUGCAGACAUUAAACAGAAUAGCCAACACCUUUCCUCUUAUUGAGAAUCCCGAGGACGCGGGCUUCAAUUCUAAGAUCUUAAAUAGAGCUCUCGCGAACCUUCCUCUGAUUAAGGAAGAUGUGGAGGCCUACCUCGAUGUCUUCAAUCAUGCACAGGCAGCCAAAGAUGACAAGUAUGAUUUUUUCAAAGACGGUCAAAACUAUGAAGCCAUCGAUGAACAUAAAACAGUUUGUACCCCUUUCAUCACCAUGUGGCAAAGCUAAUCCACAUGCGUAACCAGGGGAUCGUUGGUGUUGAAUGUGACUUAGGAAAGCAUUUGAAUGCGAUUGAAACGACACUGAAGAGAAAGGUCACGUACGUCAGUGUGUCUGGCAUAGAGGUAUAGCAGAUUACACCCCGCAAACCCCACUAAUUUUUUUUAUCUUCUAACGACCCCAAGUAUCUUGUCGAAGUCUCAAAUGAGAAAAACGCCCUGAAAAGCGUGCCGGCAACUUGGGUCAAGAUGAGCGGGUAAGUUCAUGCACCCCGAUUGUUCCCAAUCCCCGCAACUAAAUAACCACCAGAACGAGGAAGGUUUCCCGGUUCCACACACCCGAAGUAACCAAUCUACUCCGCAAGCGUGACCAGCACAAGGAAUCGCUCGCUGUGGAAUGCAACCGGGCGUUUGCGGGGUUUCUCACCGAGAUCUCGACCAAAUACCAAAAAUUUCGUGACUGCGUCCAGUCACUCGCAACCCUGGAUUGCCUCAUUUCUCUUGCAGCCGUCGCCAACCAACCCGGCUACGUCAAGCCCGAGUUCACAGAGGAGCCAUGUAUAGAAGUGCGCGAAGGCCGACACCCAAUGGUGGAGCAGCUCCUCCUGGACGCCUACGUCCCGAACGACAUCCACCUCUUCUCAGACAAGCAGCGCGCAAUGAUCAUCACGGGGCCGAACAUGGGCGGCAAGUCCUCAUUCGUGCGCCAGGUGGCGCUGAUAGCCAUCAUGGCCCAAGUGGGCAGCUACGUCCCUGCCUCAAUGGCGAGGGUUGGCAUGCUGGACGCGGUGUUCACGCGGAUGGGCGCCUUCGAUAACAUGAUGGCGGGGGAGUCCACCUUCAUGGUGGAGCUGAGCGAGACCAGCGACAUCCUCAAGCAGGCCACCAACCGCAGCCUCGUGAUCCUCGAUGAGCUCGGCCGCGGAACCAGUACGCACGAUGGUGUCGCCAUCGCGAACGCCGUCCUCGACUACGCCAUCACCGAGCUCAAGAGUAUGUGUCUCUUCGUCACGCAUUACCCACUGCUCGCGCGGUUUGGCGAGCGGUAUCCGGAGAAUGCGACGAACGCGCACAUGAGAUUUGAAGAGGCUAACGGUAAUACCCCCCUGUUUUUCCAACCUAGAUUGAGUCAACCACUGACUGGUCAGCAAAGAUGGAAGUGAAAACAUCACAUUCCUAUAUCAAAUUGGUGAGGGCGUAGCCCAUAGAUCUUAUGGGUGAGUACCACCCCCCCCUUUUAUCCCGGAUAUCCAUGUACAAGAAAAGUGAACACAAUCCCUAACAAAACCCCAGUCUGAACGUUGCGAGACUAGCUGGCCUACCGCAACGCUGUAUAGAAGGUGAUUCCCACACCCCUUCCCCCAACCUCACCCCCUCCACUCCAGAGACUAACACCCAUCCAGUCGCAGCCGUAAAAUCCUCCCAAUUAGAGAAGGAACUUAAAGAACGGCAGACCACGAAAUGGUACCUUUUGUCCCCUCCUCUCCCUCUCCCUCUCCCCCUCCAUUUGCAUGCUCUAGCUUUGACGGCACGACUAACAAUACUAGGGCAAAAACCAUCCUCAGCGCUACCAAGGACGAAGAAGAUUUCGACCCCUUGCAGUUAUUAGCUUCUAUCGAGAACCUUUAA
This is a messenger RNA of Tuber aestivum (summer truffle), 4144 nucleotides long. The record is from the annotation of a GenBank genome assembly. NCBI's taxonomy places the organism in Eukaryota, Fungi, Ascomycota, Pezizomycetes, Pezizales, Tuberaceae.